AUGGAAGACCGUACCCUUGGCGAAGACCUUGCUAUGGAGUAUGCAAAGCGCCGACAAGAAGCGCAACUGGCAGAUCAAACAGACGUUCCACAACCAAUGUCCGACGAGGACUUGUGGUUCGAGCUGCAUUACGGUCUUCUAUACGCUACCACGAAACUUCCGUCGGAGCCCGUCGUUUUGCGGCAUCCACGGCACUCCGUGCAUCAAUACAAGGUGUACUUUAACGACGGGCCUGGUAUUGACGAUGGCCUCUUCAACGCCAAGACGAGAAGAUUGGCCAGAGACACGGUCAUGAGGCUUGAUUGGCGACUGGACCCAUUCAUCAAAGCAGGCGGUCACCCAAUAGCCUUGCGAACAACCGUUACGUCGGAUCAUCUGGCCGCAUACCGGAAGAUACGUAAAGUCAUCAUAGGUGAUGAGAGCAACACAGACGUGGAGAGUCAUAGCGAGCGCUUGCAAUUCCUCAUGGACCUAGCGGCAAAGUUACAUCCAAAUCUAGCCUCACCGCCUAUGCGGUCUACUGAUGUGGUAGCACCAGUGGAAGCGUUCUCCAAAAGCCUCUGGACCGAAAUGGAACGUCACGCCCUCUGGCGCGCCAUCAACAGGUGGUGCAAGGAUAAUGGUGUAGAUCAGUUCGAAUCAGGCAACAUAGGCAUAGUCACAUGUCAGACUUUUGCUGACGAGAUCAAAGCAGAUUGCGCGAACCGAGGUACCGAAUCAGAGCGCAGUGCAGAGAGCGUCCAAAGCCAAGUCAAAGACGCGAUACGGAGGAACAAGACGAGAGCGAACAAGCCGAUCACGGAGCUGGCCUUGCGUGCAAAGGCAAUGAAAAAGAAACUCAACGACAAAGGCGUCAACUCUGUCCCAAAGAGCGAAAGGUUUCCGAAAGCAGCCAUUGGUAUCCCAGGGGAUGAUGAGUGGGACACUGAUUAG
This is a messenger RNA of Alternaria infectoria, 933 nucleotides long. RefSeq lists its product as uncharacterized. NCBI's taxonomy places the organism in Eukaryota, Fungi, Ascomycota, Dothideomycetes, Pleosporales, Pleosporaceae. The record is from RefSeq and is a predicted model, not a curated record. The transcript has a single exon. The coding region runs from base 1 to 933 and encodes 310 amino acids.